UGAGAGGGGAUGUGAGAGAGUGAGAGAGUGGUGUGCCGAAGACAGCAGAAGAGAGAACAAGAACUGACUGAGGCAAACAUGUCAUCUACCUGGAUCCACUCCCUCCGGAUCCUUCUGAUCCUCCUCUCCAGAGGCAUCGACACAACUGAAACACCACCUCCGUUGGUCCCAGAUGACCCACCGGCACUGCUUGAAAAGAGUGUGGUCCUUAAGGGUGACAGUCAUGUUGAAAAUGUUGAACUUUUGGAACCCACCAAGGUAAAAUUAGACUGUACCUGGAUGGGUAACAAAACCAAAUUGCCCAACAUUACUGGGUAUUGGAAAAAAGAUGGGAUUGAAAUUGCUAACACUCAAGUCCAAUUGGAAAAUGAGCAGUAUAAUCUCAAAAAAGUGUUCAGCAUUAAUAAAGAUAACCUGGGGGAUUACUCCUGUGUCUUUGUCGGUUCACAAGAUGUGGCGAAAAUAGACUUCCAUUUGGCAGCACCAAAGAUGAGUGACAUGAGAGACAAGCCAGUUGUGAGCUAUGUUGGUGACUCUGUGGUGAUUGAUUGUAAAUCAAAGAAACCUCCGGUCUAUUGGCUCUGGUAUAAAGUCAAUGGGACCGAGAAAGAGCUUAUUGACACGGGAGCUAACGCGUCGCGCCACGGGAUGCAUGUCAACGCCGAGGGGUAUCAUUCCAAACUGACGGUGCUGCUGGUGAACGAGUCUGAUGCCGGGAUCUACUCAUGCAGCGCGGUCUUCCACAUCGGCGCCAGCGAAGGCCACGUGGAGCUAAGAGUGAUCACCUUCAUAGAGCCCCUCAAGCCCUUCCUGGCCAUCCUGGUGGAGGUUGUCGUCUUGGUCUUCCUCAUUCUACUGUGUGAGAAACGCAACUCGCGGAAGCAAAACCACUCAGGAAAUGAAAAUCAGAGUGCCCAAACCAGUAAGCUGGCACAAGGAGAAAAUGGGAUGGAAGAAAGUUCCACAAUAAGACAAAGAAAGAUGUAAACAUCAGAGGUCAAAGUCAUAUCAGGUUUGGUCUGUUUCAACAAAUUUUCAUCAGAAUAUAAAAUUCAUUCACAUUCAGGAAAGAAUGUUUUAGCGUUUAAAUUCAAAACUGCUUCUUGAAUUAAACCAGACUGGAUUCAGUCACUGGUUAAUAUAUUCAUGAAAUGUUCCUAGUGCAUUUGUUUUCAGGGGUUGAGGUAUUUUGGAUGAUUAUUGUUGCAAAACUAUGGCCACAGUCUGUCACAAAUGAAUAGUUGCAAUGUAUUUUGUAACCCAAAGAAAAGUGAGUCAGCCUUACUGAAUGAGGAGUUCCAUAUCUUUCUGUACGCUUGUAUUAUUCCUGUAUGCUCCUGUUCUUCCAUAUCCUGCUUGAAAACAUAUUAGCACGAGGGGUGGGCGAUACUGCAAAAUUUGGUAUCGAUCCAAUACCAAGUAAAUACAGGGCCAGUUUUGCCGAUACCGAUACAGCUACCUGGAUAUUUCUGACCAUGCUGAAAGGCCUCUGCCAGUGAGCUCUGUCUCGGUGCCAGGGUUCUGGUUUGGGGGGGGGGGGGGUUCCCCUCCUCCUCCAUCCGUUUACUUUGCAGCUCGGAUUUCUCUUUUGCGUGAGUUUUCAUGUAAUUAUUUAAAUUUGUGGUGUUGCCACAGUACCGUAUGUUCAUCACAGCUUGCAGUGUUUGUGUCCUCAGCUGUAAAGUAACUCCAGACGGCGCUUCUCUUUCUCUCUGCCAUUAUGCAGCCAUCAGUGUGCUGCUGACUGAGUCAUGUGCUGCAUGUGCACGCCGGCAACAACUCACAGCAUAGCAGGGGAGGCAGGGGAGGGGCAAAGUGAGCUUGAGCGAAGUAAGAGGAGCGGUGUUUGCACAACCACUAUAAUGUAAAGGGAGUUACAGGGAGUAAUUACAUAAUCAUUUUUUAUUUUCAUUCAAAUUAGCAUAUUGAUGAUGCAUUCACUUCAUCAAUUAUGAGGCAUUGCUUUCCCCUACACAAAAGUAGAUCAGCUGCUUUUCAAAGUAAAAAGUAUCGGUAUCCGCAAUACUGGCCCUGUAUUUACUUGGUAUCGGAUCGAUACCAAAUUUUGCAGUAUCGCCCACCCUAGUUUGCACAAUCACUAUGAUGUAAAGGUUUGUGUCGUUUGGUAAGGCAUAUUGAAGAGCAUAUUGUGCCUGUUCCAAACAGAAAGGACUUCAGCCUCCGCCUAGCUUCAACCUUCAAACAGAAGUAUGCUGCUAGUUUUACUUGUACUACUGCACUUAUUAUUUUAGUCAAGUCUGAUUUAUGUGUGCAGUGCCUUAACUCAGCAACUUUAAAGCAUUUGCUAAAUGAAUAUUACAUAAGGUACCACUCUACACUGUUCUGGGAUUCUGUUAACUUCUGGUGUCUUGGUUGUUUGUAUCCAAAAAGCAGUGUGCCUAUACAAAAUCCAUACAAAAAUGUUUAGCUACCUAUACUUUACUUGAACUAAAUACAUUAUAAUGUAUGCAUAUGGUAAUAUACAUUAGAUAUAACCUGUGUCCAUUUUUGAUGUGUUCACUUAUCUCAAUCUGUGUAUGGUUCUCACGUAAUAAACUGUUUUGCACCAUCUAGUGGCAAAAA
Osmerus eperlanus (European smelt) is the source of this 2583-nucleotide messenger RNA. It is a transcript of the gene emb, whose product is annotated as embigin. NCBI's taxonomy places the organism in Eukaryota, Metazoa, Chordata, Actinopteri, Osmeriformes, Osmeridae. The record is from RefSeq and is a predicted model, not a curated record. Gene Ontology annotation, cellular component: axon; plasma membrane. Gene Ontology annotation, biological process: homophilic cell-cell adhesion; axon guidance; dendrite self-avoidance. Gene Ontology annotation, molecular function: cell-cell adhesion mediator activity. Bases 79 to 987 code for a protein of 302 amino acids. The transcript has 8 exons.